Purpureocillium takamizusanense is the source of this 669-nucleotide messenger RNA. RefSeq lists its product as uncharacterized. Lineage: Eukaryota; Fungi; Ascomycota; Sordariomycetes; Hypocreales; Ophiocordycipitaceae. The record is from RefSeq and is a predicted model, not a curated record. The transcript has a single exon. The coding region runs from base 1 to 669 and encodes 222 amino acids.
AUGGCCACGCCGUCUUCUCCUCGCCUGAGCAGCAUGCUCAAGUCGCCCUUUGCUGCGUCGUCGCGCUGGAUCAACCGCCGGCGUGGCAAGACAACCGAUGACCCGCCCGCCUUGCCCGUCCUGCCUGUCCAACGGCCGCGCCCCAUCACGCCCACGCCGUCAUGCGAAGACGUCGUCCCGCACCCUGGGUUUGCCGUCGCCGAAAGCCCCUUCUUCCGGAAGCUGCCCCCCGAGGUCCGCCGCCAGAUCCUCAUCGAGGCGUUUGGCGGCCAGACGGUGCACAUGGAUCUGCUUUACGAGGCGCCCGCCUCGGAACGCCCGUCCCCGACCGGUGACGUUGGGCACUGCGGCAUCCCCAUCUGGGACGUCAAAGAGUCCCACGAGGCGCGUCUGGGAGGCAAGUCGGGCAAGCAGUGGGUGUGGCACGGUUCCGUGUGCCAUCGAAACCCGCCUACGCCUGGGCCCCCGGGACACCGCGUGCAGCCGUCGCAGGAUCUGUGCCGCUUUGGCGCCGUCGGCAAGGGCAUGUGCCAGCUAUGGCCGGGCGAGUAUCCGGCCAAGUGCUUCAUCGGUGCCAUGGGCUGGCUGCUGACCUGUCGUCAAGCGUGCGUGCGUGUCUACCCAUGCUUGUCUAGCAGCCUUGCUGACCCGGCAGUCCAGGUACAUUGA